Molecule: messenger RNA, 948 nt
Organism: Branchiostoma floridae (Florida lancelet)
Lineage: Eukaryota; Metazoa; Chordata; Leptocardii; Amphioxiformes; Branchiostomatidae
Exons: 6
Coding region: 102-743 (213 amino acids)
Source: RefSeq, a predicted model, not a curated record
UCAAUUUGGACAGAAACAGGCCGGGAAGGUCAGCACUGCGAGCAUUUCAUCCUUGUUGUCAUUUUGUUUCUCAGUUGCAGCAGAAAAACAUCGGCUCCAACAUGUCCAACGAGAUGGUUUUCGUGCCGUGGAACCAGAACAUCUCGCUAGAGGGCGUCAGGAAGAACUAUGACGGUUGGGCUACGUCAUAUGACCGGGAGUAUGCCGAGUUGGGCUAUAUAGCCCCACGGUGUUGUGCUGAGACUCUAGCCGAGACUUUUACAGGGCCGGAUCGGAGGCAGAUUCGGAUCCUGGAUGUGGCGGCUGGGACCGGACUGGCCGGGGAAGAGCUUCAAAAGAUGGGCUUUACCGACAUGGACGCUGUCGACUGCAGCCAGAAAAUGUUGGACGAGGCAAAAGUAAAGAACAUCUACGGACGACUGAUCUGUGACUUUGUCGGUCCGGAACAACUGGACAUAGAGAACGACACGUAUGACGCCAUCGCAUGCUGCGGCGGGUUCGCCACCGGUCACCUGAAGGACGACUGUUUCCCGGAGCUCAUCCGUGUCGUCAAGCCGGGAGGAAUAAUCUGCAUCAUCAUGCGAGAAGAGUUCCUCCACACACUGGAGGCGUACAAGGACAAGUUGGAGCCCGCCAUGGCCCGGCUGGAGCAGGAGGGACUCUGGGAACGAGUUUCACGUGACGUCUUCCCGGACUUCUACCCGAACAAGACCGGAGUUCGCUUCGUCUUCCGAGUCCUGUAAUAUUGCCAGACAUCGGCACGAACCGAGCUCUUUCAAUGUAAUAAAAUAUUGGGGCCUCAGCAAACUUCCACACUAUUAUCAUUAUUAAAUGUUUUAGCAAUAGGUAGUUGGCUUGGUAAUACGUAUGUUUCCUUAGCAAACAUUCUACAGUGUUCAGUGAAGCAUAAUUGACCUUGGCAAAAAUACAGCACUAUCGUUUCAGUAA